AAUGUGACUGGGUAAGAAUAACCAUUUAUAAGCCUGCCGACCUCUUUCUCUUCCCAUGCCCUGGCCACCUUCCAGCCUCCUCCGUCCAGUCUCCUCCCCUCCCAGACAGUCCUCACUUCUUUUUCCCCUAGGCUGCAGUCAGCCGGAGCCCCCAGCCUGCCAGAGCCAAGAGCCCAGGUGGGGUCGAGAACCUCAGCUACAGGAUGUUGACAACACUGCUGCCCCUGCUGCCACUACUGCUCCUGCCCUGCUGGGCCCUCUGUAGCCAGGAAGCCUCAGAUGGCCCGCGGUACCUCCACAUGAUCCAGGUCUCCUACUUCCGCAACCCCUCUCAAGUGUGGCACCGGGGCAACGCGACGCUCGGGGGGGUCCUGACGCACGUUUUGGAAGGCCCGGGCAACAACGUCUCGAUCCAACAGCUGCAGCCCUUGCAGGAGCCCGAGAGCUGGGCUCUCACAAAGAACAGUGUGAAUCGCUACCUGCAGGAGUUCCUGGGCCUGGCGCAGGUGGUGCACCACGAGCGGGGCGUGGCCUUUCCUCUGACCAUUCGCUGCUUCCUGGGAUGUGAGCUGCCUCCUGAGGGCUUGAAAGCCCGUGUCUUCUUCGAAGUGGCUGUGAAUGGGAGCUCCUUUAUGAGUUUUCAACCGAAGACAGCCUCAUGGACGGCAGGGCCUCAGGCAUCUUCCAGUGUGGUCACCUACGCUCUGGAGCAGCUCAACAAGUACAAUCGUACUCGGUACGAACUGAGGGAAUUUCUGCAGGACACCUGUGUGCAGUACGUGCAGAAACACAUCACCGGGAACAGCUCGAAAGGAAGCCAAGUAGGCCGCUCCUACACUUCGCUGGUCCUGGGCAUCCUGGUGGGCUGUUUCAUCAUCACUGGAGUGGCUGUAGGCAUCUUCUUGUGCACAGGUGGACGGCAGCGGUGUUAAUUACUCUCCAGCCCUCUCUGAAAAAGAGCUAGACUGAUGGGGCCUGGCAAAGGAAGAUCUCAGCUCACUGCAAAACUGUACAGAUUCCCCAUCUGGGACAUUAUACUCCAGAAGAUUUAGAAUGGCAGCUUAUUUCUUCUCCGAGACCCGCCCACCAAGAGUUUGAGGGAGGGGAGGGGAGGAGCCUAGGUAGACAGGGUAGUUGGUUUGCUAAGAACCUAAGAACUGGCACCUUUGCUGAACUGGUCUGCGAAGUGAAUGCUUAUCUAUGUUUGUGGAAAACAGAUGAUGGAGUUGGGGCAACGGAGGUGGUCUGUGGCCCACCCAUCUUCCAAAGACAGAAUCACCUGAGGCGUUCAAAACACAUAACCAAAUAAAACAAAUCAUCCACAACCCAAACAACCAACAUUCAGUGCUUCCGGGUAUGUUAGACUUGGGAAGGGACACUGGUAUUAUACAAUAGAGGUAGAAAUAACCAGAGAAAUGAUGGAAGUGUGCAAUCGAAGUAAUAUGGGAGCAAGGAAUUAUUAAUCAAUUAAUAACAUUAAUAAAAUUCCUUACUUGUGUA
Molecule: messenger RNA, 1500 nt
Organism: Orcinus orca (killer whale)
Lineage: Eukaryota; Metazoa; Chordata; Mammalia; Artiodactyla; Delphinidae
Gene: PROCR
Product: protein C receptor
Exons: 4
Coding region: 204-932 (242 amino acids)
Biological process (GO): negative regulation of coagulation
Molecular function (GO): signaling receptor activity
Source: RefSeq, a predicted model, not a curated record